Messenger RNA from Sporothrix schenckii 1099-18, 1545 nucleotides. RefSeq lists its product as uncharacterized. Gene Ontology annotation, molecular function: protein binding. The transcript has a single exon. Lineage: Eukaryota; Fungi; Ascomycota; Sordariomycetes; Ophiostomatales; Ophiostomataceae. The coding region runs from base 1 to 1545 and encodes 514 amino acids. The record is from RefSeq and is a predicted model, not a curated record.
AUGGGGAAAUGGAACUCCCUUUUCGGAAAGAGGCAGUUGCAAUCGACGCCUCACGUGGAGCCAGAUUCAAGUGGUAAGACCCAGGCAUCCACCAAACACACGCCCGGCAAAGACAAGUCUCAAGAAAAUAAGGCUGUCACGUCGCCACCCGGACCAACACCGAGACGACCAGCGGAACGGUCGCGAGCGAACCAAGCGGUCUCAACAACGCGUACCCCACCGUCGUUGUACGCCUAUACACCACUACCGUCACCACCCAACGACGAAUACCUAGCUCCGACAGGCCACGACGACGAGAAUGUACCACUUGGACGCCUCCGGGCCCUUUGUCCACACGGACCUUACCAAGAACAACCUGCACAGAAAGUUAUCACCACAUUACUCACCAAAUAUGCCACGGCCACCAAGGCCACCAAGGCGACGUGGAAAGCAAGAACGGCAAGUACUCACCACGCAAAGAAGAGACCAACAAGAUUCUUGGGCAACAUCGCCGUAGUAUCACGUCACAAUGACAUCGAUGUGCUCGCCGCGCGUGGCCUGUACAAUGCCGCUUGCAGCCCGCUCGUCCGUCUACCAGACGAUGUGAUUGCACGCAUCAUGGGCUACCUGGACUGGGACGAUCUGUACUUUCUCCGCCACACGAGCCGCGUGUUCAUGCGCCUUUUCAGCUGUCGAGAUGAGUUUGCCUCGCUGCGCGACGUCAACGCCAUCAGCAACAAUACCAGCCUCUAUGUCUUGCCUACGCCUUGGACCCUGCCGGCCUUUCCGACUGACGACUUCGGCGCAUGGUCAACGUUGCGCCAACGCGGCCACCUCGCCGAAGACAUGUGUGGAGGCUGCAAGGCCUACGGGCAGUUUCGUUACUACGACAUGUUCAUGCACUGCACAGCGUGCGAAGCCGACCACCCGAUGAGCCUUUUUUCGGGAAAGAUGAUCCGACGUGAUGACAAGGCGAUUAUGGAGAACCGAGUGUGCCAAGCACACGAAGGACACGUACGGCUGUGUCAGCACAAGACAGUUGACUGGGACACGGUCAUCAAGAGUUUACCGAAUGGCCGCCUCGACAACAAUUUCCGGGAUGAUUGCUGGGCCAACCAGCUGUCGAGUGCAGAGGUUGACAACACCGCCUUCUCAGUCGACGCUCAUCUUCGAAUUGUGUGCGACCAUCCAAGUCACGCAAAGCAUCCCCACCAUACGGGCGAGGCCGACGACCGUGUCCAGGGUCAGGGCGAGGCGGACCACACACAGCUUCCUUCAUACGAACGCUUCACGACCAAGGACCACGGCGAAAGCCCGUCGUUUGUAGUGCACGACAUGAUGGUGGACGGUGUACGGCACAAAGUGAUUACAUGGUCAUAUACUGCCCACCUGAAUCUCGCCGACGCCGACGACAGUAGGCAUAACGGAGCUAUUACGGCACAGGCCUUCCGGGAUCGUGUUCACGAGCUGCACAAGGGGCAUAGCCCCGCCCGGUACAUUGCACCUCCGGACUACCCGGGCAUCCUGCCCGAGCUACGCUGCGUGGACCCAGAGCGCUGUGGCUGA